Notothenia coriiceps (black rockcod) is the source of this 1230-nucleotide messenger RNA. Its product is annotated as DNA mismatch repair protein Msh3-like. Bases 121 to 897 code for a protein of 258 amino acids. Lineage: Eukaryota; Metazoa; Chordata; Actinopteri; Perciformes; Nototheniidae. The transcript has 4 exons. Gene Ontology annotation, biological process: mismatch repair. The record is from RefSeq and is a predicted model, not a curated record. Gene Ontology annotation, molecular function: ATP binding; mismatched DNA binding.
AUGUUUUGAAAACCAGGACAGCCAAAGCCUCUCACUCAUGCUCUCAAUGCAUUCUACAGCAAUACAUGUGCAUACAAUGAUAUACUUCAUGAUGCAUCUAAUGUAACAGAAAGGUAAAGGAUGCCAAAGUCUCUGAAGAAGUCCUGCAGCGCUCAGACCUCCAUCAGCAGAUACUUCGGAGGUCUGAGCAGCAGCACUGUGCCUCAGUGUGGGACUAACAAGAAUCCUGCCGAGCAGCAGCUCUCAAGGGGCAAGAAGAAACUGUCCCCUGGUGAUGGUUUUGGAUUGCCAACAAAACGAGCCAAACUUUCUCUACAAGACCUGCCGGUGGAGGAUUUAGACUGUGAGCCUUCCUCCUUUCAGAGCAAUACAAAGACACCGAUCAUAUCAAGCAAAGGAGCAGCAGGCCUUUGCUCCUCCACUUUGGAGAAGCUGAAAGGCUUCACCUGCUCGACUGAGGCCGGUGAUGGUGCUAGCAGUAAAAUCUGUGACGGAGGAAGCAGUAUCCGGCCUCCUCAGGAUGUUGCUGCACAACACAGCAAUACAAAUAAACUUCAUCAGCCGGGAGAGGAGGAUGAGGAGGAAGGGGAUGUUGAAGAAAAAGGGGGUUCAAGGUUUGCUGCUUCAAAACAGGCGUUCCACUUUUCUCAGUUUGCCAAUUCAGGAGGAGGGGGAGGGGGAGUAAGGUUUGCAGAUCUGAGUCCCCCCUCAGACUCGAACGCCCCCUCAAAGCGCUCAAAGAAAGUGUUCACCCCCCUGGAGCAGCAGGUGAUCCAGCUGAAACAGCAGCACCCGGACGCGUUGUUGGCUGUGGAGUGUGGAUACAAGUACAGGUUCUUUGGAGAGGAUGCAGUGGUGAGAACUGCAUCUGUGUUAUUAUGUGGGUGCAAGGUUUAAGAUAUGCCUGAAUACAUUUUUCUAGAACAUUCGAAACAUUAACUAACAUUAUAAAAAGAAUGUGAAAAAAAGUACAGUGCUGAAGUUAUGUCAAAGACAUCUAAUGUAUCUUUUUGCAGAGAUAUCUACUGCAAUUAGCAUGCUAAUCAGCUAGCCCCAGCCCUUCCUUUCUUGUAAUACCACUUGUUCCUCUAUAGGCAAUAUUGAGUUGCUGUAGUGUCAGUCUCAAACAUAUACAAAUAUCUCACUGUGUGAAAGUCAUGUUUCAUGUGGUAGAUAUUUGUUUCAAUGCAGGUUAUAGGAUAUUUCCAGGUAAUGGUAAUUGUCGGAAUA